This is a messenger RNA of Striga hermonthica, 3390 nucleotides long. NCBI's taxonomy places the organism in Eukaryota, Viridiplantae, Streptophyta, Magnoliopsida, Lamiales, Orobanchaceae. The record is from the annotation of a GenBank genome assembly.
AUGCAGCCCGGUGAUAAUCCACCGACGCUGCCGUUUCCACUCAGUCCGCUACUGCUCUUGAGUGCCGCCGGCGGCGGUGUCAGCGAUUUCCGGGAGGGAGGGUUCGAAUUGUCCAGGUACUUGUUCCUGGGAUCGCUGCUCUUCUCGCGCGAAGGAGGCGGCAUGGACCUGUCCAAGGUCGGAGAGAAGAUCUUCAGCUCCGUACGCUCUGCCCGCUCACUUGGUCUCCUGCCUUCCACAUCCGAUCGUCCAGAGGUUCCAGCACGAGCUGCGGCAGCAGCAGCUGUAGCUCGUGUUCUUGCUGGUCUACCACCACAUCAGAGGCAUAAUCUCUCUUCAAGCUCUGAAGAAUUGAGUUCAAUAUAUGGGAGCAAACCUCAAGGUCAAACUGUUGAUGAGCUUGAGAGGGAAUUCUAUGAGGAGGAUUUUGACCCUGUUAGAUAUAUUUUGGAACAAAUUCCCUCUGAAGAAAAUGAAGCAGCUUACUUUGAGGAAAAGGCUGCUCUUCGAUUGGCACAACUGGAUAAAAUUUCUGAGCGCUUGUCACACCAUGUUAUGGAGCAUCAUGAAGAAAUGGUGAAGGGAAUGAAUCUGGUAAGAGAAUUAGAGAAGGACUUGAAGAUUGCAAAUGUUAUUUGCAUGAAUGGUCGAAGGCACCUUACCUCGUCAAGGAACGAGGUCUCUAGGGACCUAAUUGUUACAGACAAUUCCAAAAGGAAACAAUCUCUUCUGGACAUUUUCCCCAUCCUUACCGAGCUAUCUCAUGCAGUGGACAUGCAAGUGGCUCUUGAAACUUGUGUUGAUGAAGGGAACUUCUCAAAGGCUUUCCAAGUCCUUCCUGAAUAUUUGCAAAUUUUGGAUAGACUGUCAGAUCUUUCCGCAGUGCAAGACUUGAACCGUGGUGUUGAGGUUUGGUUGGGAAGGACUCUGCAAAAGUUGGAUUCACUUGUAUUGGAAGUGUGCCGGGACUUCAAAGAGGAUGGUUAUCUCACCGUAGUUGAUGCGUAUGCACUGAUUGGUGAUGUUUCUGGUCUAGCUGAAAAGAUUCAAAGCUUUUUCAUGCAGGAAGUUCUGUCUGAAAGUCACUCUGAAUUAAGGAUCAUAUUGCAAGAGGAUGUUGAAAAUCCCAAUUUGCACAUUAAUAGGCUUACAUACAGUGAUUUGUGCAUUCGGAUACCUGAAUCCAAGUUCCGGCAGUGUUUGCUUGCAACACUAGGUGUUCUUUUUAAGCUGAUGUGUUCGUAUUAUGCAAUAACGAGCUUCCAACUAGAAGAAAAAGUGUCAACUUGCCAUGACAAGGAACAUGCCGACUUACCUAGAGUCCCGUAUGAUUCGGGCAGAGAAGUUUCUGGUACUUCUCUGCCAGAAGGUGGUUCGGUUCCUGCAUCAACUGAUAGAAAAUCUCUUUCGUCCUCAGUCACAGUACCAUCAGAAGGGUGUCCUUCUAUUUCUGAUGCUACAGAAACCGACAGAUCCAAGUUCACCGAUCAUCCAACUGAUGAGGGACGAGAUGAUGGAAGCGAAGCGUCAAGCAGUGGGUCCCCUUGGUUCUUACUGCGAAAAGAUGCAGUGACCUUUGUUUCGCAUGCCUUGCAAAGGGGACGUAGGAACCUUUGGCAGCUUACAACGAGCCGUGUGUCAGUUUUGCUGUCUUCCCCAGCAGUUUAUUCCUCCAGCAUUCAUCAAUUUUUAAGAAAUUAUGAAGAUCUGAGCAUAUUCAUCCUUGCUGGGGAAGCUUUUUGUGGGGCAGAAGCAAUUGAAUUCCGCCAGAAACUCAAAUCCAUUUGCGAAGGUUAUUUUUCUGCUUUUCACCGGCAGAAUAUAUAUGCUUUAAAAAUGGUAAUGGAGAAGGAGACUUGGCAGAUAUUGCCACUAGAUACAAUUCAAGUAGUUAGUUUCCCGGGAUUGGUGGGUGAUGGAGCCGCUCUCAUAGUUUCAUCUGACAAAGCUCCUAGUGCCAGAUCACUGCAUGACAACAGAUCUGUUGGUACAGUUCUUAAUGGGUCAAAGAAGGGUGGGUUCUCCUAUUGGCAAGGAAAUGGGAACCUUUUCCGGUCAAAACUGAGUGGCAGUUCUGAGGAUUAUUCCGAUUUCUUUCACCACAAUGGUUUGGCUACACAAGAAGCUCAAAAUAAUGAUACAAGAACUCAACAAACUAGGACUUCUUCAAAAAGUGGUGAUGAACACCAUAUAAAUGGGGCGAUUUCAGAGGAUGAAAAUGAAGAUCUCCUUGCUGAUUUUAUUGAUGAAGAUAGUCAGCUUCCUAGUCGAAUAUUCAAGCCAAGUCAUUCAAAGCAUAACUCUUUACGUGGGAAUGAUGGGGAUUUGACAGCACAAACUGGAUCUUCUCUUAGCCUCCUCAGAUUGAUGGACAAAUAUGCAAGACUGAUGCAGAAAUUAGAAAUCAUCAAUGUUGAGUUCUUUAAGGGAAUUUGCCAGUUGUUUGGGAUUUUUUUCCAUUUUGUAUUUGAGUCGUUCUGUGAGCAUAAUGCUCAACCUAGUGGAAAAGGUUUACACGACUCUAUUCCUUACAAGCUAAAGGCUGCACUAUCAAGAAUCACACAAGAUUGUGACCAGUGGAUAAAACCACAGCCUACCUCAGUGUCGUCUUCGUCCCCAACUUCUUCAGGUGCACCAUUCAGUAAUGUGGAUGUAACUCCUACCAGUCCUGCAAGUCACAUAAAUCAUACAUCCUUUUCGCUCAAGGAGAGAUGUGCGGCAGCUGACACAAUAUCUGUGGUUGCUCAAUUAUUGUAUAGAUCUAAGUCUCAUCUCCAGUCGAGGUUUCUGCAGAACAAUGGGGCCAUGGUUGACGACUUCUAUGCCCAUCUGGUGGAUGCUGUGCCUGAUCUUACUCAGCUCAUACAUAGAACAACUGCAAAAUUGCUACUCCAUAUCAAUGGGUAUGUGGAUCGCAUUGCCAAUGCUAAAUGGGAGGUGAAAGAGCUUGGAUUAGAGCAUAAUGGCUACGUUGAUUUAUUACUUGGAGAAUUUAAGCACUACAAAACAAGGCUUGCUCAUGGGGACAUACAGAAAGAGGUUCAAGACCUCCUCCUAGAAUGCGGAAUUGAAACUGUUGCCGAAACUCUUAUUGAGGGCCUAUCUAGGGUGAAAAGGUGUACUGAUGAGGGGCGGGCUCUCAUGUCGCUUGAUCUACAGGUUUUAAUAAAUGGCCUAAAGCAUUUUGUCUCCAUUGAUGUCCGACCCAAAUUGCAGAUAGUUGAAACUUUUAUCAAGGCCUACUAUCUACCAGAAACAGAAUAUGUUCACUGGUCCCGCGCCCAUCCGGAAUACAGUAAAAACCAAAUUGUGGGGCUUAUCAACCUCGUCGCCACUAUGAAAGGCUGGAAAAGGAAAACCAGGUUGGAGGUGUUAGAAAAGAUAGAAUGA